AUGAAGGUCGCUAUUUUCGUGAGCACAUUUUCGGCUGCAGUAUUAGUGGUGGCAGGUGCGCCAGCUAUCAAUAAUGGAGCGGAAGAAAACAUCAUGUUCAUGCCUCAACCGCAGUACCGAGGGAGGCGCUCACAAUAUGGACCAGCGUAUGCUGCACCAUGCGGAGGCGCGCUGCCCGCUCUUGUACCAGCAGGCGGCUUCGCUGCCGGUCCCAUACAUGGAGGGUUCGGCUACGGCGGCAGCGGCAUUGGCUUCGGAGGCGGUCAUGGUUAUCCCUACAGUCCCCAUUAUCGCACAGAAGAUGUAGAGAACAUGAACUUAUCUGACAUGGAACAAGGCACAUCGGAGCACGUCCCGAUGGCAAGAUACGGUGGUUAUGGUGCUGCUCCAGUGAUACAUGGUGGUGCAGGUCUAGGUGGUCUGAGCGGACUUGGAGGACAAUUAGCUGCCGGUGUGGGUGUGGCAUCUGGGCCUGCUUAUGGUGUGUUCCCGAACGCGAACAUUGGUGGUUGUAACGUGCCCUUGUUGCUGAGCUGUUCGCCGUCUAUAGUGCCCGGUCGUCUAGUGAAGAGUUACGGCGGUUAUGGCGCUGCCGUGCCGGUGGGAGCUGCGUUGCCAGUGGGCGCUGGAGUGUCAGGGGCAUCGGCGACCGUGAUAGGUAACUCGUACCGUGGCGCUGAAGAACCAAAUUUGGAACAUGAGGAAGCUGUCGAAGAGCACACGAAUGAACACCUGGAGCCAGCUGAAGACAACACCCACUCUAAAUAG
Diatraea saccharalis (sugarcane borer) is the source of this 768-nucleotide messenger RNA. NCBI's taxonomy places the organism in Eukaryota, Metazoa, Arthropoda, Insecta, Lepidoptera, Crambidae. The record is from the annotation of a GenBank genome assembly.